Molecule: messenger RNA, 873 nt
Organism: Durusdinium trenchii
Lineage: Eukaryota; Dinophyceae; Suessiales; Symbiodiniaceae
Source: the annotation of a GenBank genome assembly
AUGGCCAGUCGUGGCUUUGAGUUGCCAACGAGGUCCACGCCAUUCACAGUCUGUUGCGCGGAAGAGGACUUGGACGAGAUCCAGGAGUGGUUUGACAGCCGCACCAAGCCAUGGAUGGCCACUGUGCAGCCAGUUCCAGAAGAGUUGCCAGAAGAAGGGCCGAGCGCGGUGGGGCACUUCCUCUUCUCGGUAUCUCCCUUGCUGGAGGACUCUGAGUAUCUUCUGGAAGAGCUCCGCAUGCGUCAUUUGCCGGAGGUGCCCAAAGCCUUGGAUGUGGGCUGUGGCUCGGGGCGGGAAGCCAUCCUGCUGGCCACCCGCGGCUGGAAGGUCACAGCUCUGGACAGAGAUCAGAGAGCAUUGGACCGCCUUGGUACAUUGGCUGAGCGGCAGGCUGCGGUGCAGGCAUGCAGCGUGCGGCCAAGGAGUGACAUGCACCGGCUUUGGCAGGCAAGGCAAGGCUGCGGUGCACCGGCUUUGGCAGGCAAGGCUGCGGUGCAGGCAUGCAGCAUGCGGCCAAAGUCGUUGGUGAUGGGCUGCAAUGAAAUUUGCGGUUCCGUGUGCUGCACACUGGCUGACUCGGGAGACCUGCUGGCUGCGGUGGAGGAGCUCGGGCACUUCCAGUUGGUGAUGGUGAAUCGGCACCUCCAUCGGCCCACUCUGCUGGAAAUCGUUGACCUGCUAGCGCCUGGAGGCUUGCUUCUCUUUCACACCUUCAUGGAAGGCUGCUCCCAUCCCAAAGACCCUGAGCACCUCUUGCGGCCGGGUGAGCUUAGCAGAACCUUUGGCAAUGCUUUGGAGCUUCUGAGGGACGAGGAGCUGCCUGGCGAAGACGGCCGAGUCAUGUCCUUCUUUGUGGCGCGAAAGCGGAGCUGA